Molecule: messenger RNA, 3922 nt
Organism: Amaranthus tricolor (Joseph's coat)
Lineage: Eukaryota; Viridiplantae; Streptophyta; Magnoliopsida; Caryophyllales; Amaranthaceae
Product: LRR receptor-like serine/threonine-protein kinase RGI5
Exons: 2
Coding region: 418-3663 (1081 amino acids)
Biological process (GO): protein phosphorylation
Molecular function (GO): protein kinase activity; protein binding; ATP binding
Source: RefSeq, a predicted model, not a curated record
AUAAAAUACUCAGUUUUAGGAGCCUUGCCAUGGCCUUGAGCAUAGAACCCUGUGUCACUACUCACUAUUAGGCAAUAGGCAUUAGCAAUAGCCACUGUAUUCACUACUCUCCAUUUUCCCAUACACCUAUCACCUAAUCCCUUACCUCCAAACCCUUUCCCUUCUCUUUCUUCCUCCCACCAUCAACAAUCCUUUUUCACCAUUGUCAACCUCUAAAUGUACUUCAUUCAUUAGCCUCCAUUUUCUGGUAAGAAACUUGUUCACCCUUUUAAGCAUGAAAAACAGAGUUAUUAGCAUUUAGCAUUUCACAUGCACACAUUUUAAGCAUGAAAAACAGAGUGUAUUAUUUCUCCUUGCAACUUCACAGUUUCAGUUUUUAACCGUUUUUUUAAUUUUUUUUUCUUAAAAAGGAACUAAAUGGAGACUUAUAAUCUACAAUCCAUCCAUGUUUAUAUCAUAAACAUGAUUUUAAUGAUCUGGGUAGUUUCAGUUUCAAGCUUAUCACCAGAUGGGCAAGCCUUAUUAUCUCUCUUAUCAGCUGCAGACCCCAUUUCAAAAUCAUCAUCUUCAAUACUUUCUACAUGGAAUCCUUCUUCCAUUACUCCAUGUUCAUGGAAAGGUAUUACUUGUUCUCCUCAGCAAAAUGUCAUUUCUCUUUCUCUUCCCAACAUCUUUCUCAACCUUUCUUCUCUUCCUUCUCGCCUCUCUUCCCUCUCAUCUCUUCAACUUCUUAAUCUUUCAUCCACCAACAUCUCUGGUUCCAUUCCUCCCUCAUUUGGCCUUUUUUCCCAUCUUCGUCUUCUCGACCUUUCCGAUAAUAACCUCUCUGGUUCCAUCCCAAAAGAACUAGGAAACCUUUCUUCAUUACAGUUCCUUUACUUGAAUGCCAAUAAACUUUCUGGGCAAAUCCCACCUCAGCUUUCUAAUUUAACCUCUUUGCAAGUUCUUUGUCUUCAAGAUAGUUUGAUUAAUGGCUCAAUACCUUCACAGUUGGGUUCAUUACUAUCCCUUCAGCAGUUUAGGUUAGGGGGUAACCCUUAUUUAACAGGGAAGAUCCCUCACCAGUUAGGUUUACUCACUAAUCUUACAAUAUUUGGGGUUGCUGCAACUGGGUUAUCCGGAAACCUACCCUAUACAUUUGGGAACCUCCAAAAAUUAGAGACCCUUGCUGUGUAUGAUACCGAGAUUUCUGGGUCGAUUCCGCCAGAGUUGGGUUCAUGUUCCCAGCUCACAAAUUUGUACUUACACAUGAAUAAGAUGACGGGCGAAAUACCCCCUCAGUUGGGUAGACUUAAGAAGCUCAGUAGCUUACUUCUAUGGGGGAAUACUCUAUCGGGCAGUAUUCCAGCCGAGCUGUCGAAUUGUUCGGACUUGAUUGUGCUUGAUUUAUCAGCUAAUAAUUUAUCUGGGAAGAUUCCUGGUGAAUUGGGGAAAUUGGUGUUGUUACAGCAGCUUCAUCUAUCAGAUAAUUUACUAACUGGUUCAAUUCCUUCUGAGUUGAGUAACUGUACUAGUCUCACUACUAUACAGUUUGAUAAGAAUCAACUUUCAGGUGUUAUUCCUCCUCAGAUAGGAGAUCUUAAGUUUUUGCAGAGCUUUUUCCUAUGGGGAAACUCGGUGUCUGGGACUAUUCCUGCCGAGUUUGGGAAUUGUAGUGAGCUAUACACGCUCGAUCUUUCGAGGAAUAAGCUUACUGGGUCAAUCCCAGAGGAAAUUUUAGGAUUGAAGAAGCUCAGCAAGCUGUUGUUGCUGGGGAAUGCAUUGACUGGUGGGUUGUCACCGGCUAUUGCAAACUGUGAGUCGUUGGUGAGAUUGAGGCUGGGAGAAAAUCGACUUUCUGGACAGAUUCCAAAAGAGAUAGGGCAGUUGCAGAAUCUUGUUUUUCUCGACUUGUAUAUGAAUCAAUUUUCGGGUAAUCUCCCUCAUGAGAUUGGUAAUGUCACUGUCCUUGAGCUGCUUGAUUUGCACAAUAAUCAUUUGACAGGAGAAAUCCCAUCUGAGUUGGGACACCUAGUAAACCUUGAACAACUUGAUCUAAGUAAGAAUAGCUUUACUGGGGAAAUACCUUUGAGUUUCGGAAACUUCAGCUACCUAAAUAAACUCAUCCUUAACAACAAUUUCUUAUCAGGGCACAUUCCUGCUUCCAUCCGAAACAUGCAAAAACUUACACUUCUUGAUCUGAGCUCGAAUAACCUAUCCGGGGAAAUCCCACCUGAAAUCGGGUUUUUGACAAGCUUAUCGAUUAGCUUAGACUUGAGUCAUAACGCAUUGAGUGGUCAAAUCCCGGAACCUAUCUCUAGUUUAACUCAGUUGCAGUCUCUAGAUCUUUCUCACAACAUGCUUUCUGGAAAAAUCAUAGUGCUUGGUUUCUUAACAAGCCUGACUUCUUUGAAUGUCUCCUUCAAUAACUUCUCGGGCCCUAUUCCCGUUACUCCAUUUUUCAAAACCCUAACAUCAAAUUCCUUUCUCGACAACAAAAACCUCUGUCAAUCUCUUGAUGGUUCUACAUGUUCAUCAGGCUUUUUUGGAAGGCAUGGUUUAAACACUGCCAAAACAUUUACUCUAAUAUUUGUGAUCCUAGCGUCUGUUACAACGGCUCUUAUAGUUUCGUGGAUAGUCGUUGCAAGAAAUCGAAGAUACAUAGUAGAGAAAUCAGGUGGAAACUCGACUGCUGCAGCGGGUUCAGAUGAUUUCUCUUAUCCAUGGACUUACAUUCCCUUCCAAAAGCCCGGUUUCACAAUCGACAACAUAUUAGACUGCUUAAAAGAUGAAAAUAUCAUAGGGAAAGGAUGUUCUGGUGUUGUAUACAAGGCAGAAAUGCCCUCAGGAGAGCUAAUUGCUGUUAAAAAACUAUGGAAAACGAAGAAAGAAGACGAAAUUGUCGAUUCAUUCGCUGCAGAAAUAGAGAUCCUUGGGCAUAUUCGACAUAGAAAUAUCGUGAAGCUGUUGGGUUAUUGUUCAAAUAAGAGUGUGAAGCUACUGCUUUAUAAUUACAUAUCGAAUGGAAAUUUGCAGCACCUGUUGCAGAAUAAUCGAAACUUGGACUGGGAAACGAGGUAUAAGAUUGCUGUUGGAUCAGCACAUGGUCUUGCUUAUCUCCAUCACGAUUGUGUGCCACAGAUUAUUCACAGAGAUGUCAAAUGCAAUAACAUACUUCUCGAUUCAAAGUACGAUGUUUAUCUCGCGGAUUUUGGAUUAGCAAAGCUCAUGCAUUCUUCUAACUAUCAUCAUGCAAUAUCUAAAGUUGCUGGAUCUUAUGGAUAUAUAGCUCCAGAGUACGGUUACACAAUGAACAUAACGGAAAAGAGUGAUGUUUACAGUUACGGAGUAGUCCUGUUGGAAAUCUUAAGCGGCCGCAGUGCAAUUGAAAAUCAGGUGAUGGGAGAUGGACAGCACAUAGUUGAGUGGGUAAAGAAGAAAAUGGGAAGCUUUGAACCAGCAGUAUCUGUAUUAGAUGCAAAGCUUCAAAGACUACCUGAUCAAAUGGUGCAAGAAAUGCUUCAAACACUAGGGAUCGCUAUGUUUUGUGUGAACUCGGCACCAUCCGAGAGGCCAACAAUGAAGGAAGUUGUAGCCUUGCUCAUGGAGGUCAAAACUACUCCUGAAGAAUUAGGAAAAACCAGUCAACCUCCAAUAAAACAGCAGCAUUCAACUCAUAGCUAGCUGAUUCUUGUUUUCUCCUUACUGUUUUCUUGUUCUUCAUUAGAUACAUUUUCCUAUUAUUGUUCACAUUGUAGGAAGGGUAGAGAAAGAUGGUUCUUUGGCUUAGAAGGAUUUUAUUUCAUAAUUUCUUGUACAGAUUUGUAGGAAACUAUUAACGUGUUUGAAUCCUUUACCACCCGUUUGGUAAUCGGUAUUAAAUGGUAGAAAUGCUAAUGGAAAGUCAGAGUAGUUUUGGUAGAAAUUUCUUUUGACAAGUUUA